AAAAAAUUUUGUUUAGAUCUGAAUUUAAUGAGUUUUAGAUCUUGAAGUUUCCAAAAUUCUAAUAAUAACAGUGGAACCGUUGAAUUCUAAAAAUUAAAUUAAAUUUUCUAGAAAAAGGCAUAUAAAAAAUUUAUGUAAAUAUUGACAGCAAUUUAUUUAACUCGACAAUGGUAAAAAGUCUGUGUUCUCAUUUUAUUCAUUAUUUAUUUGGGUUACUUCCAUGUUACGAAUUGUCCCGGGAGUUAAAGGGGUGGGGGAGAAAGACGUCAGCAACUUCCUCAGUGCAUAGUUGCGUGUUUUUUCGGUUUUUUGCGAAAUUUCGUGAGAGUGAGUUGCACGAAGCAAGGAGGUCAAAUCUUUGAAACGAAUGAGAAUUUGGGAAAUUGGGGGUCGUAAAGACAUUGCGGAGCCAGGAAAAAUCCCUGAACCUCAAGUGAUCACUACGCUCCGUGGCUGAUGAGCAUAUAGGGGAAAAAUAUGAUAUAUUUAUAUGACAGGGAGACUUAUUUACCAUUUAUUUAUAGAUUAGAAAGAGACAAGAGUUUUUAUCGACUCGAUUGAACCGCGAAGAAAGGUUUUUUUAUGUUUCCUUGGAUUAUAUCGUUCUGGAUAUUUUUAAAACAAUAUUUGCAAUGCCACAGAGAGCAUUUCCUGACCUAUGGCUUUGAUGAAGGUUUUAAUCGGGACGUAUUACAGAUUUAUCUCUAGGUGUGAUUGACUGAGAAAUCAACCUUUUCGUUCAUUUAUUUCUAAUAAAUUAUUAAAUUUGAUGAAUUGAACGUACGAGUGUCCGUUUACUGGCGCGACUGAAAAAUUUGUGUGUCGCAAUAUUUCAAGGUCUGAAAUUUUUUAACGAUUUUUCAUAAGGAAAAACUAUUGUUGACACCAACUGGCGAAACGCAUCAUCGCGGUUUAAUUUAACGGCUCAUAAACUGCACGGCAUUAAAGCUCUCUACGUUACCCAUUAAAAAACAUUUUUUUUUUCACCCAUUCGUGAGUCGACUUGUAAUAUCCUGCGUAAUUACUGACUAGUCGGAAUCUAAUAGGCGAACUGAGUGAAUAAUGCAGUAAUGUAAUGUCAGCAUUGAGGUCUGUUAACAAUUCAGGGGGUGCCCAUUAGGGGGAUUAUAAUUAACCAGACCCAACGAAAAAUGCAACAGCUGUUAUUGAUCGGCUUUGUUGUGUGGAAAUACCGGGAAACGAUAUCGAUUUGUAGUCGAGUAACACGAGGUACUGGUGAACCUGUCAAUGUAGGAAUAGACCGUUGUAAACAAACAGAUGGAGAGGGAAAUAUUCUAGGGAACAAGGGGAGUAUUUUCACGUGAAGUGAAUACAAUUGAGAGGGAAAUUCUUCUUACCUGUGAUUUUGUUUGAAUUUUUCUCUCGCUGUGAUGCCAUUAAAAAUAAGACAUGACGUAUUCAACUCCUCGGAUCUGAGAAAUUUCAUCACACUGGUGAACUCAGUCCCCAGGUCACUGGUUUGUCGAUGUGCGCAGACCUUCCCCGCGGUUUGACUCUAAUAACCGCGAUUAUUUCAAGUCUCCACCGAGUUGUUCAAUGUAGCGGAAGUAAUACCCAGAGGUGGUGGAGCUCUUUUUUCCCAAUACCCUUCCCCUUUAUGAUUUCAUUAAAAACUCCGAGAUUUUUAAUUAAUAAUUCAUUACAGUGGAAAGAUGCUGAGAUGCACGAUGUGAAUGUGCUUCCAACGAACGGAAGAGACGGGAUGAAGAGGAAGUGUAAAAAACCCACGGGCUCUGCGGAAAUGGACGAGAGCUGCCUGAAACUUUCCGCUGGACCGACAUUUGUUCCUUCUCACCGCGACGAUCUCAUAAUUCUCUCAUAUCUUCGAUUCGGUUCCUCGUAUUUCACGCUAAGACACCAUCAGGAUUCAUCGCCAAUAUUUUUCAGAGGCUCAGCGCAAUUCACUACCACAGCUGAACUACCUCCAACAAGGUGAAUGGAUUCUCCCUGUCUCAGAAUCUGAAAGUGCACUCGAAGAAUGUCAUCUGUUGGGAGCACGUGUGAGGAUGUACCAACUUCCUCGAGGAGGCUAGUAAGAACGAGAUGUGAGGGGUGUCGGUUUUUGGGAAUAUCUUAGUGGCGAACGGAAAAAUAUGAGAUGAAAUUGAUUUGAGAUUUCUGCGGGUGUUUUAUUGAUUUUGUGAGGUGAGUAGGUGCAGUUCAAAUGAUUUUUUGUUGUGGUGAUGAUAAUGGAAUGGUAGGAUGAUAUGUGUAGACUCGAUUGACGUGAUAAUUCGGGGUGAAAUACACUAAUACAAUCGUUCAACUAUUAGGUUUAUGAAAUGAAAAUUGGAUGAAGGCCAAUUGUAAGUUCCAAGAAACGAGUUUCUAGACAAAUUUUGGUGGAGAUAAUAAAUAAUAAUCCGAUUGUUGUGAUAUUUGGACACGUGUUCUAUUCAUUUUAGACCGGAAAAUAUUGUAUAGUUCUAAUUAAUAAUAUUGGCAUUUUGGUAAUAAAAAAAUUAAAUAUAAAAUAUUAUAAUAAUAUUCCACUUCUGUAUAAUAAUAUUUUUUCUAGAACAUUUUAUGAUGUGACAGGCUAUAAAUUUAAGAUAUUGAUAUUCAAUAAUUGGUUUUCAAUCAAUCAAUUAUCCUCUGACGGACAUUGAAAUAGAAAAAAAUACUAUACCCUCAAUAAAUCCUUUGCUAACGCUUCCUCCGUUACAAAAAACCGAGGAAAUCAGGAGAAACGACUUUCAAUAGAAAAAAAAUGAGGGAAAAUCAAGUUCCAAAGUGACGCUCAUACAAUCGGUAGUUUGUGAGAACAAUGCGACACUUUGUGCACAGUAUGGAUGCGGUAGUUUCAGAGGGGACAAUUUUUCCAGUGAAAAAAAAAAGGAAAAUGUGUACGAGAAGAAGAGUCUAUACCCAAUGACAACGGGGGUUUCAUCCUCCACUUUCGUCCCUUCGUGCCGAUCGAAUAUCGGAAAAUCUAGUUUUUGCGUUCACCAAACUACAAGCCACUCGCCAAACAAAGUUUUCAAUCUAUCCUCACCACCCCUCCCCCUUCUAUCACCGCCGAAAAACACCAGAAAGAGAGAAAAAGUGUCUUAUCAGCACAUAAUUUUCUGAUUUAUUUUUUCCACUUUAAUUACACUUCAAGUCCCUGGAAAUCACGUUUUUUUGGUAAAUAAACCUCUGCAACUCAUCAAUUUUUCCUCUCCCACUUCACGAUUCACCGGAUUUAUGUUGAAUGUGCAAUCGAAGUGAUUUCUAUAGAGUAUCAACAGAAGUUGACGGAGUAUUUCCCUCUCCGCAGCCCUAGUAAU
Messenger RNA from Diachasmimorpha longicaudata, 3290 nucleotides. RefSeq lists its product as uncharacterized. The record is from RefSeq and is a predicted model, not a curated record. The transcript has 4 exons. The coding region runs from base 1487 to 1957 and encodes 156 amino acids. NCBI's taxonomy places the organism in Eukaryota, Metazoa, Arthropoda, Insecta, Hymenoptera, Braconidae.